AUGGAACAGAGUCUAGAAGAUAAGAAAAAAGGAAAAUCAACUAAAGUAGGAGAUGAAACAAGUCGUAUUCGAAUGAAGAAAACAUUACACAAACAUCUCACAGACCUUAUGAAUGCUAUGGGAAAGAAGAUGACAUUAAAUGAAUUAGUGGAAAUAUUAUAUGAUGAUUUUAUUAAACAUGGAGACACUAAUAAACGAUGGACAUUAAAUAAACCAACUCAAUCAUCAAAUGUAACAAUUUAUCGACCACAAGCAUUUUUUAAGGGAUUGAUCUUCCCUCUUUGCCAAGAGAAAGAUGUCACUCUUAAGGAAGCCACAAUCAUUGCAUCUAUUUUACACAAAGUUUCUAUUCCUUCAAAACAUAGUGCAGUUGCACUUUAUAAAUUGUCAACAAUGGAAUAUAACUCUACUCAAGCUCUAUUUUUGAAAACACUAUUAGAUAAAAAAUACUCUCUUCCAUAUGCUGCUCUUGAUGCUGUUGCUAAUUAUUAUAUUGGGUUUAUUGAUAAAAAAGUUGAUACACCAUUAUUAUGGCAUCAAGGGUUGUUAGUUUUUGUUCAAAGAUAUUCUAAAGACUUUAAACCACAACAAGUCCAACAAUUAUUACGAUUAUGUCAAGUUCAUAGGCACCAUGCAAUUACCCCAUUAGUUAUUGUCCAGUUACAGAAACAAAAGGAUUGA
Molecule: messenger RNA, 681 nt
Organism: Entamoeba histolytica HM-1:IMSS
Lineage: Eukaryota; Evosea; Mastigamoebida; Endamoebidae
Exons: 2
Coding region: 1-681 (226 amino acids)
Biological process (GO): rRNA processing
Cellular component (GO): nucleolus; cytoplasm; preribosome, small subunit precursor
Molecular function (GO): snoRNA binding
Source: RefSeq, a predicted model, not a curated record